This is a messenger RNA of Aspergillus steynii IBT 23096, 1374 nucleotides long. Its product is annotated as Zn(II)2Cys6 transcription factor. The transcript is spliced from 3 exons. Gene Ontology annotation, biological process: positive regulation of transcription by RNA polymerase II. The record is from RefSeq and is a predicted model, not a curated record. Gene Ontology annotation, molecular function: zinc ion binding; transcription cis-regulatory region binding; DNA-binding transcription factor activity, RNA polymerase II-specific. The coding region runs from base 1 to 1374 and encodes 457 amino acids. Gene Ontology annotation, cellular component: nucleus. Lineage: Eukaryota; Fungi; Ascomycota; Eurotiomycetes; Eurotiales; Aspergillaceae.
AUGCCGGCCAAGUGGAGAACCAAGUCCGGCUGCUUGACAUGUCGCAUGAGACGCAAAAAGUGUGAUGAGGAGAAUGGCACGUGUAGAGCCUGUCGUCGAAAUGGCCUGACUUGUAUUUGGCCCUUGAAGGGCGUUGCCAGUGUCGACUCCAGAGCAAUCGCGAACACCUCGACAAAUAUCGAUAUUGCGUCCCAUUGCCUGACCACAUUCCACAAUCGGGCCCAAGAGUCGCUUUUUACGUACUUCUCUUCAAGCGUUCUUCCUCAGCUUCUGAUUCCCGGCACGCCGCGGGCCUCCUGUGAUGGGCUACUGUCGAUGGGCAUUGCGUAUCCGGCCCUCAUGAAUUCGCUUCUUGCUUGCGCCGCAUUAUACCAGCCAGGGACCGCAGAAUCGAAAACGCGUAAUGCCUUGAGAUAUUACUCCAAUGCCCUGGGUAUGACGCGAUCGAUGAUCGAGAAUUCGACACUGGAAGGGACGGAAGACUGGCUGCUGGUUCUCACAUUGAUCAUGUGCAUUUUCGAGAGAGCCCAGCCUGGACCAUCCUGCGGUGCGGAUAGUCAUUUACUUGGCGCGUCACGUAUCAUGACCAUGAAAUUGGAGGCGGCUGCCCAGAGUGACCAAGAUGAACCCGAAACGAUGGCAAUGACAUGCGCUGCAUCCUUGAUAUAUCAUGCCUCAACAACUACAAUUCUGUCUCCAACAACCACGCCAGCCCCCGAUUCAGUAUGCUGGGACCAAGUCCAAGAAUAUCUUGAGUCCACCCAACAAACGGACCUAGCUAUGCCCCCGUCACUGUGUCGCGUGAUAUUGGAAAUAACCCACCUCGCAAGCCGAACCCCGCUGAAUUAUGAUGACCGACUGCUAGUGUGCUCCCUGCGGCUUGAGCUCAGUACGUGGCUGAUUCCGCAGAGUGGCGUCGAUGGAGAAAAUACGGCACCGGGGACGGAUAUUCAAAAGGCAGCAGAGCUCUAUGCCCUGACAGCCGACAUUCUUCUUAUGAAGAUUGCUCAACCUGACAUUCAAGCAGCGGACAGCAAGAUCCAACAGCGUGCCAGGCAGAUUCUGAGCAAUUUGAAAUCGGAUGUUUAUGGAGUCUUCUGGAAUCAGCACUACUCAUGGCCGUUUACGAUGCUUGCAUGUACCGUGCAAAGAGAGACAGAAAUGGUGUUUCUACUCGGCCGGCUCCAAAGAAUGUGGGAGUGCUCACAUUGGGGAGACAUCAAGCGGACUAUCCACCUUUUAACCACAAUUUAUCGACGACGAAAGGCAUCUGGGCAGUUCAACGGCUCAAAUCCUCAAAGCUCGGAGAAAUUUGUUGAACCGUUUGAUCUCUUGCUUCAACCGGAAGGGAUCUCGAGUCUUAUAGCGACAUAA